UUCCAACUUACAAAGCAAUCUUGCAAAUUACAACAAAUAUGGCUGCUUCUAGCAAUUGCUCAAUCGCCCUCUUGUUGAUCGUAGCAUUAUUGUCCUUAUCAAGCAUAUCGACAAGUCAUGCUGCUCGUAGCCUACUGCAACUUCCCAACUUGCCUACGAUCCCGUCAUUGCCUCAACCAACAAUGCCACAGUUGCCAAAUAUUCCAAACUUGCCAACAGCAUCCACAUUGCCACCAUUGCCAAGUGUAACAUCUCUGCCAACACUUCCAACUGCUAAUUCACCUCUACCUUCUUUGCCUAAUUUGCCCUCUAUCCCGAAAAUGACUCUGCCUCCAAUGCCCGCGAAUCCUCUGCCCAACAUGCCAUCACUUCCGAAUAUUCCUUCAAUUCCAACCAUUCCAACACUUUCACCUCCUCCAUCCAACUAAUCUUUGCAGCUUCCAACCGCGUGAUUUUUACCUUUCUUACCAUACUGGUCUGUACCGUGCUUUUUGUUUGUUUGUAAUUUUAAUCUUUUAUGUGAUUCUCGACAAUGUACUGUAUCAUUUAUACACUUCUGAGUGUUAUACAUUGAUUGUCAUUUGUGUUAA
Molecule: messenger RNA, 590 nt
Organism: Solanum verrucosum
Lineage: Eukaryota; Viridiplantae; Streptophyta; Magnoliopsida; Solanales; Solanaceae
Product: protein PELPK1-like
Exons: 1
Coding region: 39-428 (129 amino acids)
Source: RefSeq, a predicted model, not a curated record